Exophiala viscosa is the source of this 687-nucleotide messenger RNA. RefSeq names its product Pre-mRNA-splicing factor Cwf15/Cwc15. Gene Ontology annotation, molecular function: RNA binding. Lineage: Eukaryota; Fungi; Ascomycota; Eurotiomycetes; Chaetothyriales; Herpotrichiellaceae. The transcript is spliced from 5 exons. The coding region runs from base 1 to 687 and encodes 228 amino acids. Gene Ontology annotation, cellular component: catalytic step 2 spliceosome. The record is from RefSeq and is a predicted model, not a curated record. Gene Ontology annotation, biological process: mRNA cis splicing, via spliceosome.
AUGACGACAGCCCAUAGACCGACAUUCGACCCUGCACGAGGCAAAGAAGCACAACGAGGUGUCGCGUACCAUCAGAGGCUACUUCCUGCGCAUACUCUCCUCAAAGUCCGUCAACCGGGUCAAGGCGGAGCGGCCGACACCGAAGAACGAGAUCUACGUGCAGAACUCCUUGCUGCAGAGGCAGCACAUUUUGCGAAGAAUGGGAGAAGCACCGGAGCUGCCAGCAGUCCACCCAAUACCGCCAAACGUGAACUCGAAGCCCCUCCAGACGAUGACGAGAAUGAAGACCCCGAUGCGAAGAGACGGCGAAUCCUAGAAGAAACUCGUGAUAUUGACGCAGACUCCGAUGGAGGCGACAGCGACAGCAGUGACGAAGAGAGUGACGAGGAAGACGAGACAGCAGAAUUGAUGCGCGAAUUGGAGAAGAUCAAACGAGAACGAGCAGAACAAAAAGCAAGAGAAGAAGCCGAGCAAGCAGCACAAGCACAAGAGCAGCGCGAGGAGCACAUCGCUUUAGGCAACCCGCUGUUAAACCCCAAAGCUUUCAAUGUGAAGCGUCGGUGGGACGACGACGUGGUGUUCAAAAAUCAGGCUCGAGGUACAGAGCAAAAGGGUAACAAGGAAUUUGUCAAUGAUCUGCUACGAUCGGACUUUCAUAAGAAAUUCAUGUCGAAAUAUGUACGAUGA